AUGGCCUUCGUAGGGAAAGUUCCGUUUGUAUUGAGGAACGCUGUCAGAGGUUCACGGCAUUUGAAAAGUUUAACAUGGCGCCGAGCUGUCGUCUAUGGCACAGCUGUCACGACAGGGAUUGUAGCUUAUUCUUACAGAUAUCUCUGGAAUAGUACAACUAUUCCUCUCGUGGUCGUUCAUGCCGAGGAGCAAAAUGAGACACCAGUUCCUCAAAUGUCUGCCAGAAAGAGGCGUUUCAUCCAGUUCGCCUCGAUUGUCUAUGAAGAAGAGCCCUACAUGACUCCAAGAGACUUCCUCUUUUCUGUGAUGCUGGAGAAAGUUGAUCGAAAGUUGCAGAAGAGAGUCCUAACAACUAAAGACGUGGACCAGAUGAUGGCUGCUGCUUCCAAAGCUCGGCCUGGCAAUAGCUUGUUCAGACUAUGGGGAGACAAUGGUUUGAUAUCCUACACAGAAUACCUGUUUUUGCUCACCAUUCUAACAAAGCCACGAACAGGAUUUCAUAUAGCUUUCAAAAUGCUUGACAUGGAUGGCAAUGAACAGGUGGACAAAAAGGAGUUUAUGAAGCUAAAGAAAAUUAUUGGGAAAAGUAAAAUGAGAAUUUCAAAGGACAACACAGAGAAAUCAGUUGAGGAAGGCAAGCACGUGAACACGACGCUGCAGGCAUACUUCUUUGGAAAGAGUGGAGAAAACAAGUUGCAGUAUCAACAGUUCCGCAAGUUUAUGGAAGAUCUACAGGCAGAGGUCCAGGAGAUGGAGUUUCUGCAGUUCUCCAAAGGAAUGGACACCAUGCGACGGGAGGACUUUGCCGAGUGGCUGCUCCAUUACACCAACGAGGAAGACAAUGAGGUUUACUGGGAAAACAUGAGGAAGAGGAUCCCUGCCGGCCAGAGCAUCACAUUUGAGGAGUUCAAAGCUUUCUGCCUGUUCACAAACAAUCUGGAGGAUUUUGCGUUUUCCAUGAAGAUGAUCAGCGAAGCUAAUCGUCCAGUGGGAAUGGCCCAGUUCAAACGCGCCGUGAGGAUAGCCACGGGCCACGACCUGUCCGAGAACGUGUUGGACACUGUGUUUAAACUCUUCGACAUGGACGGGGACCACUGCCUGAGCCACAAGGAGUUCAUCGGAGUGAUGAAGGACCGAGUGCUGCGCGGGCUCAAAGUGCAUCCACAGAAUGGCUUCUCCGGCUACUGGAAGUGUGUGAAGCAAGAGACCCUGAAGGGAGCUCAGGAAGCGCUGGGAAACGGCAGAUGUCCCAUCUGA
This is a messenger RNA of Nerophis lumbriciformis (worm pipefish), 1257 nucleotides long. NCBI's taxonomy places the organism in Eukaryota, Metazoa, Chordata, Actinopteri, Syngnathiformes, Syngnathidae. The record is from RefSeq and is a predicted model, not a curated record.